AAGAAAUUAAAGUGACAGAUAACCACUGGACGUUAUAAUACUGUUGUUUAUGAUGUUGAUAUUGUGAUUUUCCUUUUAUUCUGAAGAAUGGUCAAAGUAACUGACUUCGUGAAUAUUUGCCGACUAUGUUUAAAAGACCAUGACGACCAUUCAGUAAAUCUAUUUUCAAAACAGAACAUAGAAGAAGCGAAUAGUUUACUUGUAUGCGAAAUGGUUGAAGCAUUUUGUAACAUCAAGGUUACAAAAGACGACCACCUUCCAGAAUGCAUAUGCAACGGUUGCUGGAAUGUCGUUUCAUCAAUGCACACAUUACGAAUGAUCAGCCUGAAAUCCGAUCAAUAUCUUAAUAGCCUUCUGAGUUCGCACAGUUACAGUGAUCCUGCAGUUGUAAAGCAAUCGGAAACCUAUUCUGUCUAUCAAAUAGAAUUCAUCGACACUCAGACUGAACAGAAAGAAUCGCUCGCAGAGUCGGAAAAAAAUGUAGCGGUCGAUGAUGCGACCCCAUCAAAAUGUAUGGCUCAACCGAGAAAAAAUGGAAUAAAGAAAAAGAGGAGCGGUAAAAGGCAAUGCGGCGAAGAUAAAAUAUCUUGUGAGAUGUGCGGAAAGUUGGUGACACCGAGGGAAAUUGAAUAUCAUCUGAAUGCACAUAAAGACAUACGGCCGUACAAAUGUCAAGCAGAAGAUUGUGAGAAAUAUUUCACUGCUCCAGCUCUGGCAAGACAUCAUUUCCGUAAAGUGCAUGUGUACAGCAUUACACGACCGAAAAAAUGUGAUAUCUGCGGAAAGGGAUUCAUUCAACAAUCAUCUUUACUGACACACCGAAGCUAUCAUUUCGAUCCACAAAUUCCGUGCACGAUAUGCGGCCAAUUAUACCGCAAUAAACGAGCACUGCAAAGACAUUUCCUGGUCCAUUCUGGUGAACGUAAAUAUUCGUGCAGUGAAUGCAAGAAGUCGUUUCAGACGAGCUUUACGCUCAAAACUCAUAUGCGAAUUCAUACGUUGGAAAAACCGUUUCAAUGCACUGAAUGUAAAAAAUCGUUUGCCUACAAGUGUCUUCUCAAGGGGCACAUUGAAAAACACCAUCCGAAGGAAAGUGGAUAGCAGUAACACAACACCUGUUAAAAUCGUUACGUUUCGCAAAAUAGAUAAUUUAUUGAUUUUGACCGACUUGACGUUGAGAUAUGCCGUAGUAGACAUGCCUAAAUAAACUGAUAGACCGAAUUACAUCU
This is a messenger RNA of Bradysia coprophila, 1229 nucleotides long. RefSeq lists its product as uncharacterized. Gene Ontology annotation, cellular component: nucleus. NCBI's taxonomy places the organism in Eukaryota, Metazoa, Arthropoda, Insecta, Diptera, Sciaridae. The record is from RefSeq and is a predicted model, not a curated record. Gene Ontology annotation, biological process: regulation of transcription by RNA polymerase II. Gene Ontology annotation, molecular function: DNA-binding transcription factor activity, RNA polymerase II-specific; zinc ion binding.